Molecule: messenger RNA, 1074 nt
Organism: Xiphias gladius (swordfish)
Lineage: Eukaryota; Metazoa; Chordata; Actinopteri; Istiophoriformes; Xiphiidae
Product: neurogenic differentiation factor 2-like
Exons: 1
Coding region: 1-1074 (357 amino acids)
Biological process (GO): regulation of DNA-templated transcription; nervous system development
Molecular function (GO): protein dimerization activity
Source: RefSeq, a predicted model, not a curated record
AUGUUGAGCCGUCUGUUCAGCGAGGUGCUGCCGGACGUCCAGAGGCUCGCGGCCGACUGGGUGGAGGACAAUGAGAGCGACGACCGCAAGGCCAAGGGCGAAGAGCACGAGCCCUGUCACCUCGAGGAGGACGAGCUCGACGAGCCACAGGAAGGCAGCAGUCGGGCUGAGUCUGAGAUGGCCGGCGACGACGACGAGGACGAUGAGGCCGAGGAGGAGGAGUGUGGAGACGAGAACAGCGGAGACAAACCCAAGAAGCGCGGCCCAAAGAAACGCAAGAUGACGGCGGCGCGCGUGGAGCGCUCCAAGGUGCGGCGACUGAAGGCGAACGCGCGGGAGCGCACGCGCAUGCACGACUUGAAUUCUGCGCUGGACAAUCUGCGCAAAGUGGUGCCAUGCUACUCCAAAACUCAAAAACUCUCCAAGAUUGAGACUCUGAGGCUGGCCAAGAACUAUAUAUUAGCUCUUGGGGAGAUUUUACGCAACGGGAAACGUCCAGAUGUGGUGAGCUACGUGCAGAUGUUGUGUAAAGGCCUGUCACAGCCCACGACCAACCUGGUGGCAGGCUGCCUGCAGCUCAACACGAGGAACUUCCUGACCGAACCGUGUUCAGACGGAACCCGCUUCCACAUGCCCAGCUCCCCUUUCUCCGUCCACCCCUACUCCUACCGCUGCUCCCGCCUCUCCAGCCCGCAUUACCAGCCCGGAACCGGCGCGCUAAACCUGCGGGGCCACACCUACGGUUCUGGGUACGAGGCCGUGUACCCGCCGGGGGGGACUUCUCCUGACUACAGCAGCCCGGACUACGAAGGCCAGCACAGCCCGCCCGUCUGCCUGAACGGCGGGCUGUCUGGGAGGCAACAGGAGUCCUCUGAGACGGACAGGAACUAUCACUACUCUAUGCAUUACUCCGGACUGACCACGUCUCGGCCCGGCCACAGCCUACCUUUUGGGCCCUCGGGAGCGCGCAGUGGUGGCGAGCACUCGGAAAACAUUCCACCUUUCCACGACGUGCACUUGCACCAUGAGAGGGCUCCUCCGUAUGAGGAUGUCAAUGCUUUUUUCCACAACUGA